ACUUCCGGCAAGCGUUGCUCUGUGGGAGGCGUUCCGGGUGGUCCACCCCCGAGAAGCGUUCACAGCGUCCGGGCCGAGGCGAGGCGGGUCUCGGCCCCUCGCAGGUCUCCAAGUCAGAAUUUCCCCCUGCGCCAGCGCAGCCUCAAAGUCUUUAAGAAAUAGAAAUGGCUUCCAAAAGAGCUCUGGUCAUCCUGGCUAAAGGAGCAGAGGAGAUGGAGACAGUGAUUCCUGUGGAUGUCAUGCGGCGAGCUGGGAUUAAAGUCACUGUUGCAGGCUUGGCUGGGAAGGACCCUGUGCAGUGUAGCCGUGAUGUAAUGAUUUGUCCAGAUACCAGUCUGGAAGAUGCAAAAACGCAGGGACCAUACGAUGUGGUGGUUCUUCCAGGAGGAAAUCUGGGUGCACAGAAUUUGUCUGAGUCGCCUGUGGUGAAGGAGAUCCUCAAGGAGCAGGAGAGCAGGAAGGGCCUCAUAGCUGCCAUCUGUGCGGGUCCUACGGCUCUGUUGGCUCACGAAGUGGGUUUUGGAUGCAAGGUCACAACACACCCCCUGGCUAAGGACAAAAUGAUGAAUGGCAGUCACUACAGCUACUCAGAGAGCCGCGUGGAGAAGGACGGCCUGAUCCUCACCAGCCGCGGGCCGGGGACCAGCUUUGAGUUUGCGCUGGCCAUUGUGGAGGCACUCGUGGGGAAGGACAUGGCCAACCAAGUGAAGGCACCGCUUGUUCUCAAAGAAUAGAGCCCAGGCCCUGGGCCCCACACUUGAGCAGGCAUUGGAAGCCCACUGGCGUGUCCAGAGCCCAGGGAACCUCAGGAGUAGUAUGUGAAGCAGCCGCCACGCGGGGCUCUCACCCCAGGUCUGUACGUUUCUGAACCUUGCUAGUAAAAUAAACAGUUUACCAAGCUCCUGACAGCUA
Messenger RNA from Mus caroli (Ryukyu mouse), 912 nucleotides. It is a transcript of the gene Park7, whose product is annotated as Parkinsonism associated deglycase. Gene Ontology annotation, molecular function: oxidoreductase activity, acting on peroxide as acceptor. Gene Ontology annotation, cellular component: cytoplasm; nucleus; mitochondrion. Lineage: Eukaryota; Metazoa; Chordata; Mammalia; Rodentia; Muridae. The record is from RefSeq and is a predicted model, not a curated record. Gene Ontology annotation, biological process: response to oxidative stress; glyoxal metabolic process; glycolate biosynthetic process.